This is a messenger RNA of Funneliformis geosporum, 1806 nucleotides long. The record is from the annotation of a GenBank genome assembly. Lineage: Eukaryota; Fungi; Glomeromycota; Glomeromycetes; Glomerales; Glomeraceae.
AUGAAAGAAUACACUGAAGAAUCACCACAAAUAGAACCUGUGUUGUCUGUACAAGAUUCAUUAUCUUGGUAUUGGAUCAUUAUAAUAUUCUUAUUAUCAAUUUUAUACCUUUAUAUUGCUAUUAAGGAAUAUCCAAAAUGGAGAAUAUUACGAGAGAAUUACUUUACCAAAGUCAAAAAAAAUUCUUCCUCAGACGCUAAAACCGAUUCUGCAGAACAACAACAAAAUAAAAAUCCUUUACUUUAUAUUCCAUUUAUUCCUUUCGCGGCUAUAUAUUUGUUCUUAAGAUUAACCUGGGACUUGUUUAGAUUAUUCGUAUUUUAUUCAUUAGAUUCAAUUGAAACAGGAUUGAUCAAAUUGUGGCAUCUUACAAGAUGGAGUAUUAAAAUGAUACCAAAAAUUUGCGUAGCGAUACCACCAUUAUGGGAUACCUAUAUUCAAGGACCAAUAAUUGUGAUAUUAGAUUGGAUAUACUCAGACGUGUGGCCAAUUUUUAAAUCCAUGAUGAUUACAACGUGGGAUAUUGGCAUGAUAAUAUGUAUACAAGGACAAAAAUUUCUGAUUCAUUCAUGGAAUUUUUCCGUGAAAUAUUCGAAAAUCGGAUGGAAUGAAAUAAUAUUUCCAUUAUUGGUAUUCAUGUCAUGGAUUAUAACGAAUUUUAUUGUUGAACCUGGAAAAUGGGUCGUAUCAAAAGCCAUUUACUUGGGAAAGAUAACAUGGUAUUGUGCUUGUGCCCUUGCUAAAGAUUUAGCAAAAGAUUUUAGGGAUCUAUUAUGCUUUGGAUGGAAAAUUUCAGAGAUCAUAUAUAAUAACGCAUUAAAACCUACCGGAGAAUUUAUUCAAUUUUCAUCAAUCAAAUUUUAUGAAAAAUGCGAAUAUUAUUUUCCUAUAUUUCAAAAAAUUUUAUAUAAUAGAUUUGUAUUAGCGGCCACAAGUGAAACAAGUUAUUUAGUAUAUGUGAUAUGUGGAGAUCCAUUAUUUCGUAGUUUUGCGGAAUUCAUUUAUUCUAUUAUACAAUCUCCUACCCUUUAUAAUUUCAUCAAUAAACAUCUUCAAUUACUUACACCAAUAUUGAUAAGUCGUAUAAGGCAAAGUGGGUUGGAAUUAGCGGAAUACUCAUUUAUCUCAACGAUGGAUGCGAUUAGAUCAGCAUAUCAUACUUAUCAUACUACUCUCUUACCAAUAAUCAUUGGUAUCCCUAAAUUUUAUAACGAGGCUAAACUCGCUUGUAAUAAAUUUUAUAGAAAUAUUAAAGAAAAGGUGUUACAAAUAUUAGGAUCGUUAUGGACCAUAUUUGCUCCUUUAUUACGUCCUGUAAUAUUAGCGUUAAGUUUCUUUUAUACCACAGUUAUUUUAGUCAUACUUUUAACAACAUUAAGGAUGAGUAAAUGGGCGGUAUCAAUGUCAAUCAUAGCCUUUAGCGAAGCGUUCGUCUUAGUUAAAAAAGUGUUAUCAAUACUACAUUCUAAACUAGAAUCGAUUUAUAAUGUUCUUUCACCUCAUAUCUCUUCAAUGCUACAGGUGGCAAAGGGUAUGAUGUAUGAAUUAUUCAUGGAGAUUAAUGAUUUAAUGUCAAAGUACUUUCCUUCAUUUAUAAAUUCUUUCAAGGUAUUUGCGUUAAGGCAGCUGCAAUUACUAAAAGAUUAUACUAGAGUUAGUUAUGAAAAAUAUGAACCUGUUGUUUUAGAAUUGAAAGAGCGUGUUAGGGUGGCUGCCGAUGAAGCUGUUAUUGGUAUUGGUCAAGCUAUGAUAAAUUGGGUUAAAAAUGAAAGGGCAUUAAAAGAUGGAAUAUCACUUCAAGAAUAA